Molecule: messenger RNA, 4798 nt
Organism: Puntigrus tetrazona (Sumatra barb)
Lineage: Eukaryota; Metazoa; Chordata; Actinopteri; Cypriniformes; Cyprinidae
Gene: nlrp1
Product: NLR family pyrin domain containing 1
Exons: 12
Biological process (GO): regulation of apoptotic process
Cellular component (GO): cytoplasm
Source: RefSeq, a predicted model, not a curated record
GCUUCGUCGCGGGGAGUGGAUCAGUUGUUCAUCGUGUUUUCCCGACGUAUCGUGACAGGACGUGGAGUGCUUAAGGAACAUAGGAUUGUUUCACAAAUUCUCAUCGGAAGAACGUAAAAAGAACGAUCUGCCUGAAUUGGUGGAGAAAGGCAUGAAGAAAGAAAAACAAGGUCCUUGUUACGUGUUAUCUGAAGACAGGUGGACUGAGAAACCGAGGAAAUCUCAAGAUUCAAAGAUAAAAGGAGAAGCUUACAUCAGAUGCAUGGCUGCUUCUUGUGAUGUCAUUGACUUUGACAAAUUUGAGUUACAAAGUUUAACAAAUGUUCAACUCAAACAUGACAUAGGAAGUGAGGUGAUGCCAAUAAGCAGAAGAGAGCAGAGCAACAUGGUCCGUCAGUACAAGUCUUCAGUUAUUGACAGGUUUAAGUUUGUAACAGAGUAUAAUCUUCCAUCUGAUGAACUUGUGGAUCUGGCCGCCCGAUAUACUGAGCCAAUGAUCAUUCAGAGGAGCAAAGAUCAAACUGAGAAAUACUAUCAGGAGAAUGUGAGGUCUGUGGAUGCUUUAUCUCAUCUGUUAUCAAAUGACAAGAGUCACAGCGUCAGAAUAGACCAGCUGUUCAGUCCUGACUGUGAUGGAAACAGACCAAAAACUGUGAUUCUCAGUGGAGAUUCUGGAAGAGGGAAAUCCUUCAUGUUACAGAAGAUCAUGUUGGACUGGGCUUCUGGAGAGCUCUACUCUGAAAACUUUGAUGCAGUUUUUCUUCUGAAAUGUGAAGAGCUGAAAUGUGUUUCUGAAGAGAUGAGCUUAUUUGAGCUCUUGAGCUGGGGUUGCAGUUUAACAUCAGAUCAGAUCUUACAGAUAUUACAGUUUACACCAGAGAAAGUCCUCAUCCUCAUUGAUGGAAUGGAUGAGUAUAUAUCUUGUCCACCCAUUCACUUCUUGUUACUACACACUAAUCCAUUCAAGAGAGCGCCACCUAUGGUCAUUCUUAGGAACUUGUUUAGAAGAUUCUUGCUGCCUGAGUCAUUCAUGCUUGUCACCACAAGAUCUGUAGCUGCUAAUGCGCUGAUGAAUCUCCUCAAGAGUCCUCAGCGUUUCACUGAGAUUAUGGGCUUCUCUGAGAGAGGAGUGCAGAAGUACUUCCAGAAGUUCUUUCAGGAUGAGCAGCUCUUCAGGAAAACAUACGAUAGCGUGAAGACUAAUGAAAGCCUCCUGACUGCCUGCUCUGUGCCUUUUCUGUGUUGGAUGGUCUGUGCUUGUCUGAAGAAACACGUUACAGAUGAUGAUCAUGUAAUGAAAGAACUAAAGACAACCACCUCCAUAUAUGUACACUUUGUGUCCACUCUACUGGAUCAUCAUCAUGACCAGAGUCUGUCUGUCCUCACCAUGCUGAGGAGUCUGGGUCAACUGGCAGAGGAAGGGAAGAAGAACCGUCUGGUGUUUUUUGAUUAUAAGGAUGUAGCCAAGACUGGUUUAGAUCCAGCUACUGUUUUGUUCUUGUAUAAAGAUGAUUUCAGAGGCAAAAAAACCAGACCAAUUUUCAAGUUUAUCCAUUUCAGCUUUCAGGAGUUCUUUGCUGCGCUUUAUUGUGUUUUGCUGGAUGAGGAAGAGCCCUGGUGGAAACUCAGUGAGCGGUUUAUCCUGAUGGAUUCAGAAGCUAUAAUUUACAGGUCGUCUCCUAUUUCGAGACUUAGACUAUCAAAUACCAUCCCUUCAGUCAUGAUGUUUCUCUGUGGUUUUUUAAAUAAGAAGACGACAAGCUCAAUCUUUGAAACGAUCAAGUGGACUGUUCCUCAAAUCACCAAACUGAAAAAAAGGCAACUAAAGAAAAAGCUGGCAAAACGGAUUCCUGCAAUGACACGGCAGUAUGAAUUAGAGUUAUUUGCUCUCCACUGUCUGUAUGAGCUCCAGGAUGAAAGAUUUGUCAGGGAAGCUUUGAACAAACACAGGUUCAUGAACCUGUCUAACAUUUCUCUGAGGAGCACAGACUGUCGUGUGCUGCUGUACUGUCUUCAGUGCUGUCCACACAUCAGAGACCUGAACCUCAUGAACUGUGAUUUAACAGCUGAGAAACUCAAGAUUCUUCAGCCAGCACUCUGUAUGUGUAAGACUCUAAGGUUGUCAGUAGAUCAUCUGUCAGAAGUUGGAAAUUUGAUCCGGAUUGUUGGUGAAGGAAAAAUCUUGCGAGAGCUACAAGUUCAGGAGGAUGAAUACAGUCCUGAGAGUCCCAGAUGGUCACUUAACCUUUCAGUCUCUGGUGGAGAUGUCUCCUUGUCUUUGAGCUCAUCUGAGAAGAAUCCAUAAUUUCCAGCAGUAUUAAACAUCAGUCUUACAUGUCCACAAUCAGAGAUAUCCAACACUGACUGGACACUCUUCUUACAGAGACUCAGCAGGGCAGGAAAAGUUGCAGAAGACUCUUCAGCUCUUGAUGAGCAUAUCAGUUUGCUGCUGUCCUCUUUUCACUCUGUGGGUUUGAAGACGUUUGACCUGAAGCUGGUCAGUCUGAAUAAAAACUGGGCUUCUGGGAUCACUUCCCUCAUCCAGACCUGCACCAGUCUACACAAGCUCAGUGUCAAUGUCACCGGAUUGCUUUUGGAGGAGGGACUCAUUUUACUGAAGAAAUCACUGGAAGAUCCACACUGCGCUGUGAACAUUGAAGGGUGGAAAUGCAGUAAACCCACUGACCAGUGCAAAGGACAGGACUGGAGUCAGAGCUGUAAUGACAAAGUGGAGAUUCACUUCAAACCAAAGGUUUUGGGAAAGCUGAGAGAAUUGAACAUCUCUGAACCAUCUGCCAUGAAUCUUUAUUGUCAGUCUUGUAUUCACAUUGUUGACUCUGAUCAGUGGGUUCAAGUGGAGCCGUCAGUCUGUACAGAUGAAGGAGGCUCAGAGUUCAGGAUCAGCACUCCGGCGGGUCGAUUCGAGUGCAGCAGGACCAGAAUGCGAUGGGUCUGUGCUGGUGACGUCACUCUCCAGUACCGUGCAGUGGAUGGAGGUUUCCUCAGAGCAGAGCUGGAGAGGCUUCGGUGUGAGAGAAUCGGUCCUGUGAUUGAUGUGACGGUGAUCUCAGGGAAACUGGAGGAGGCCCAUCUGCCUCAUUAUGCCUGUUUAGCAGAGUCGGAUCCUUCCCUCAGAGAUGAUGUAAAGGUCCUCAGUGUUGAAGAAGAAGGAAUAUCUUUGGAAUCGGUGGAGUUGACUCGUUUUCAUGCCAAAUUAAUCCAGCCAUAUUUUUCUCCUAAAACGGUGCUUAUGAAAUUAGGGUUACCAGUGAAAGUGCACUGUGAUCUACUGAUCUUCAUGACACAAAAGAACCCCAUCAUUCUCCAUGUGUAUUUUUUCCCAUCUGAUUCACUUUUUAAAGAAAAGAUUAAAACAGAAGAAAAAUGUUGUCAUCAAAUUAAAUGUUCGAGACCUGAAACCCCACUGCAGAUGAUGAAACAACACAGUCUUGAGGUUCCUGGUGCUUCUGUCCAACCUGAAGAGAUCAAACUAAGAGGAGACGUCGAUCCAAACUUCUUUCAGGUGAAACAUCCUGUGGUCGAUGACAUCAAAAUGUCUCUCAGUCGAGUGGAUGAUCAGAAAUCAGUUUGGACUGCAACAAUUUGGAAAGAAUUAAUCAACAUUCACCCAAACAGGACUGAGGCCUUGUUUGUAACGCGACAAAACCAAAAUACACCACAAUUAGCUGUCAGCUUUGAUAAAGUUCAGUUUUUUGAUAGAAACUGGUGUGCUCUUAUUAAAAGUGUUGAGAAUGUGAAUAAAAUUGCAGACAAACUGCUUCAGAAGCAAAUCAUUCAUGAAGAAUUAUAUUCUGCAAUCACACGUCCUACUUCAACCAGUGAAGCCAGCAUGAGGAAGAUCUGUAGCGUAGUGCGUAAAGGUAGUGACACUGUGAAAGAAAUGUUCAUCUCCAUUCUUCUGAAAGAAGUUCCCGACCUUUUAAAUCAUCUUCCUUUACCUGACUCUUAACAACUUUUGCUUGGAGACUCUAUGUUGUGUUUUACAUGUUUUGACAAAUAACAUGUAAACUACAAUGCUCCCUAAAGUAAUAUACUGGAGUUUUUAGAGAAAUCAAUUUUAGCAAAUCAAUCAAACAAUCACUUUUAUUCAUGUAGCACUUUUACCAAUACAGAUUGUUUUAAAGCAAUGAACAGUAUAAAAUAGGAGAUAGUAAAGUAUAAUGACAAGAUUAAACACUUAAUUUUUAUUAAAUGCAGUUGGUCUGUGUAAUCAAAUGAAUGGUAAUCGCUAGAAAUUAAGUGUCCCCAAAUAAGCAAACAAGAGGCGACAGUGGCAAGGAACCAAAAUCCCAUCUGUGGAGGAAAAAAAAAAAACCUGGGAGAAACCUGGCUCAGUUGAGGCCAGUUCUCCUGAACCGGAUAACCAGCACUUAAUUUUCAGUUCAAUUUUAAACACAGCUCUGUCAUAUUGUGUAAAGGACUUCAUGUGUGUGAAUCAUAUUCCCUUUUGAAGAACAUUCAAAUCCUCUGCUCACCUUUAAAAAUGAAAGGAGAACAAAUGUUGCAGUAUAUUUUCCUGUUUGAUAACACUGAACGCAAAAUAUUUCUUUAAAGGUUUAUUUCUAUACAGUUGUGUUGUUGUAAUACUUAACAGUGGCAUAUCCUUGGAAGAACUCCGCAUUUGCCAUUGUGAUGAACUUAUGGCUGAGCGCAGACAUUUCACUCAUGUUGGAUGUGUCAGUUUCACAUUUGCAUAGGCCACAUUAUUUGAAUUCAUGACUGGUAGAUGGGGUAAUAAAAUAAAGUUAUUAGCCAGUUACUGGCUAUUCAAAAGCUG